AUGUACCCUCCACGACGCCUCGCCUUCCUUGCGGCCGGCGGCUUCAUAUUGCUAGUCUUCUUAGCGGCAUAUCACUUCACCAGCAGCGGUAGAUCAUCACCCUCGCCAGAGACUGGCAACUUCUACAGCUUCCGACAUAACAAGCAUGAUGAGAGGCAGUUCCACCUCAUCCUGCCAGCGACAGGUCCCAACUUGGAUUUCUGCAAACUACUCCUCUCAGCGGGGAUUUUAGGCUACCCCGAACCUAUCUUCGUGGGCUGGGAUGGACGAGGCGUGUACAAUGGCACGGAGACCCACCUCUUCAAGAUUACAGAGACCUUGACGUAUCUACGAUCACUACCGACCAGCGCGGAUAAGGACAUGGUCUUGAUCUUAGACGCUUACGACAUAUGGCUUCAACUCCGCCCGGAAGUGCUCAUAUCGCGCUACUACGACGUGAUCCGCAAGAACGACGCCCGUCUCCGAGACGAGGGCAUCCUGGGGAAAGACCACGGCGGCGGCGAAGUCAAGCACAGCCUCAUCUUCGGCCCGGACAAGAUCUUCUGGCCGCAAGGACCUGGUGAUCCGGCGGUUUGGGCGGUGCCGCAGUCCUACCUUCCGCCGAAUUCUUUCGGUCCGGAGACGGAUACGAAUAUGUUGACCGUGCGACCGCGCUGGCUGAAUUCGGGGACGAUCAUGGGUCCUGCGAAGGAGAUGAGGGAGAUGUUCAGCGCCACGAUGGAUAUGCUCUCGAGACAGUAUGAUUCUGGGUGGGAGUUCCACGGUAGCGAUCAGUACUACUUCGCCGAGGUGUGGGCGGAGCAGGAGAUCAACAGGAUGAAGUUGAAGAAUGAUGGAGAAGUCGACAUGCCUGAUUACGGCGACGACGUCGAGGUUAUCGUGCCGCAGAUUCCCGAGGGGAAGAAGACGGAGUAUGGGAUCUGUCUGGAUUACGAAAUGGAUCUCUUCCAGACGGCUGCGGCGUUCGAGUUCCACGUCCUGUGGAUGAGGUUCAACGGGUCAAGUCCUGCGGAUGGAAACGCCCCUCCCAGGAUCGAUCAAUGGACAUUAAGAGAGGAUGUAGAGCGGAGCGAAGGCCCCUUCGCCGCCAGCCCCAAAGACUUCCCCGACCAAAAGCCCUGGAAAGACAUGAUGCUCGGCGCCAACUCCAUCACGCAUUCCCCCUUUGGCCUCUUCCACGUCACGGGCGACAAGACGGUCCGAGACCGCUGGUGGCCGAGGAUGUGGUUCCAUCCGCACGGCGAAGCGCUCAUGAAGGCGUCGAAGAGGAAGCAGGGUAAAAGCAAAGGGCCGGCUACGCUGGCUGAAGUGGAUGGCGUGAGAUGGCAGCAGGCGAGACCGGAUGGGAAGACGACGCCCAUGGGGCCUGGGAAGGAUGGAAAAGGUGGUGCGUGGCGGGACGAUGGGGUUUAUAUUCCUUGGAAGGAGAUGUGUGCGCCUUUUGAGGGGGAUGGGCAGGGGUUGUAUGUGAGGGAGUGGAAGGGGGAGUUGUGA
Molecule: messenger RNA, 1494 nt
Organism: Zasmidium cellare ATCC 36951
Lineage: Eukaryota; Fungi; Ascomycota; Dothideomycetes; Mycosphaerellales; Mycosphaerellaceae
Exons: 1
Coding region: 1-1494 (497 amino acids)
Source: RefSeq, a predicted model, not a curated record